GUUUCUCAAUAGGGAUGCAAAAACAUCGAUGUCACUAUCGAUACUAUCGAUGUUUUUUAAAACAGCGAUGUAUCGAUGCUUUUUUUCGAACAUCGAUGUUAUCACUAAGAGAUACACACGCAAAGCAAGUGUUUGAUACAGGUAAAACAUAUUAGGGCGGUUCCUCUCGGCACAAUGGACAGGUUUCUGCACAUAACAAACCACGUGUCUGCUGCUUCGUCGUCUGCUCCAACGUCUGCUGCUUCGUCGUCUGCUCCAACGUCUGCUCCAACGUCUGCUGCUUCGUCGUCUGCUCCAACGUCUGCUGCUUCGUCGUCUGCUCCAACAUGUGCUGCUUCGUCGUCUACUCCAACGUCUGCUGCUUCGUGGUCUGCUCCUUCUACGUCUGCUGCUUCUACGUCUGCUCCUUCUACGUCUGCUGCUUCGUUGUCUGCUUCUUCUACGUCUGCUGCUUGGUCCUCUGCUGCUUCGUCCUCAGCUCCUGCGUGUGCUGCUAUUUUGGAAAAUGAUGAUUUGGAAUUUGGCUUUGAGCCCCCAGAUUGUAGAAAACGCAAGAAAACCGGAUCAGAUGUAUGGAAAUAUUUUGAGAGGUGCAAGAACAAAAUUACAAUCCGAUGAAUGCAGAACAAGCAGUAGCAGCGUUGGAAAAUGACUUGACUUUCGUCUUCAAAGAUGUGCAGAACCAAUGUCCAAAUGAGGAACCGGCCGCCGAGAAAACACACCCCUCUGAUUUGUACGGAUUUAUGGCCGAAAAAGUCAAAAAUAAGCCAAGAACUUGGAGAUCCGAUGCAAUAAUCGAAAUGCGGCAAUAUUUC
Drosophila suzukii is the source of this 815-nucleotide messenger RNA. The record is from RefSeq and is a predicted model, not a curated record. Lineage: Eukaryota; Metazoa; Arthropoda; Insecta; Diptera; Drosophilidae.